This is a messenger RNA of Aspergillus fischeri NRRL 181, 1065 nucleotides long. RefSeq names its product adenosine deaminase (gene aah1). Bases 1 to 1065 code for a protein of 354 amino acids. The record is from RefSeq and is a predicted model, not a curated record. Gene Ontology annotation, biological process: purine ribonucleoside monophosphate biosynthetic process; adenine catabolic process; hypoxanthine salvage. Lineage: Eukaryota; Fungi; Ascomycota; Eurotiomycetes; Eurotiales; Aspergillaceae. Gene Ontology annotation, cellular component: nucleus; cytosol. The transcript has a single exon. Gene Ontology annotation, molecular function: adenine deaminase activity.
AUGUGUCAAUCACCACUGCACGAUUUCCUGCAUGGCCUGCCCAAGUGCGAGCAUCAUGUCCACCUGGAAGGCUGCGUCACACCUGAAUUGAUUUUCCAACUAGCAGAGAGAAACAAUAUACAACUACCAAACCCAGCAACCCACCCAGCCUACGCCUCAGUCGAAGCGCUCAGAGCCCGCUACGGUGAGUUCACAUCGCUAAACGACUUCCUCGACUUCUACUUCCAUGGCAUGUCCGUGCUGCACCACGAGUCCGAUUUUGAGGAUCUCGCCUGGGCGUAUUUCCAGAAAGCACACGCGGACGGCGUACACCACGCCGAGGUCUUCUUCGACCCGCAGGUCCACCAGGCCCGCGGCAUUGACUACGAGACCGUCGUCUCCGGCUUCACGGCUGGGUGCAAGCGAGCAGAAAGGGAACUAGGUCUGUCAACCCGGUUGAUUCUGUGCUUUGUGCGUCAUUUGCCGGUCGAUUCCGCGACCAAGCUGUAUGAGUUGGCGCUCGCCAGCAACCAUUUCGAGAGUGGGGUUGUGCAUGGUCUCGGCUGGUCAUCGUCCGAGGUUGGGCCGCCGAAGGACAUGUUCCGCGAGAUUUACGCUUCCGCGUCGGAUAUGGGUAUCCGCUUAACGGCGCAUGCGGGCGAGGAGGGCGAUCCGACGUAUAUCAGUACCGCCUUGGAGCUUGGGGCCCAGCGUAUCGACCAUGGGAUUCGGCUGGUCGAGGAUCCGGAGCUGAUGGCGAGGGUGGCUCGCGAAGGAAUUAUGCUGACCGUCUGUCCGUUGUCGAACGUGCGACUUCGGUGCGUUCAGUCGGUGGAACAAGUGCCCAUUCGGAAGUUCCUGGACGCCGGUGUCAAGUUCUCGAUCAAUAGUGAUGAUCCGGCUUACUUUGGAGGCUAUAUUCUCGAUAACUACUGCGCUGUUCAGGAGGCGUUUCAGCUUUCCAUCCCGGAGUGGAGGGUCAUUGCUGAGAAUAGUGUCAAUGAGAGCUGGAUUGAUGAAGCGAGGAAAGCUGAGCUACUUAAGCGCAUUCAUGAUCAUGUACAGAAGCAUACUGUCGUUGCUUGA